CAAAGAUCUCCUAACAGCUGAAGUUCUGAAAAUGAAAAGCAUUCUGUUCCCCAUUGUCACUGCACUGCUGUGCAUGGCACAGGAAAUCAAAGCAAGUGAGCCAGUACACACUCCUAAAGAAUGCUGCUUUAGGUUCACAACCAAACCACUACCGAUAAGAACAAUUGAACGUUUUGAAGUAACAAGUGACCAAUGUCCUAUAGCUGGAGUGAUAUUUCACACUAAAAGGGGUCUCAACAUUUGUGCAAAGCCAAAUGAAGAAUGGGUAAAGAAACGCAUUGAAGAAUUUACUACAUCACAAAACAAAAAUUAAUGAUGAGGAAGAUGGAGAUUUAGACAGGAAACCCUCAGAUAUUUUACAAAAUCGUAUAAUCCUGUGAAAGACUAAUCAAAAGGCUGCAUGAUGGAGGCACCAAAACAAAAUCCAAUGGCUGUUGUGAUGGGAGUAAAUAAACAUCUGUAGAAAAGAGAAUAAGAAUCUUCUUUGGGAUCAGUGAUCCACUCUUUGUUGUCUUACAUUUAUGUAAAUGCAAAAUUCUUUCUGUUACACAGAUAUGCCAUGUAAAUGUACAGACACUUUAAAUCCUAUUUAUAGUUAGGGUAUAAGAGCAUAUGAAUUGCUUUAAAAUGUAAAGGAUAAUAACCUUUAAUGAUUUUUUAUAUUAAAUUUUGAAUUCAACAAACUGUAUGAUACUGUAAUGUGUGUCUCAUUUUUAAUUUUCAAUUUAUUCUUACUUAAUUUAAAUUAAAUGUAUUGCUUUAUUCUAUUUUCCAUCAUCUUGUUAUUAUUACCACUGCUACUUUGUAAUAUUAUGAAUUUGAAUUUUCUGAAGUAUUUUUGUUUUACAGUAUAUGAAUCUCUUACUGUAAAGUUCACUACAUACAGUAAAGUUUCUCUUUUAAUAAACAGUCACUUUAACAAA
This is a messenger RNA of Polypterus senegalus (gray bichir), 923 nucleotides long. RefSeq names its product C-C motif chemokine 3-like. The record is from RefSeq and is a predicted model, not a curated record. Lineage: Eukaryota; Metazoa; Chordata; Cladistia; Polypteriformes; Polypteridae. Bases 32 to 313 code for a protein of 93 amino acids. Gene Ontology annotation, biological process: cellular response to interleukin-1; positive regulation of GTPase activity; positive regulation of ERK1 and ERK2 cascade. Gene Ontology annotation, molecular function: CCR chemokine receptor binding; chemokine activity. Gene Ontology annotation, cellular component: extracellular region. The transcript has 4 exons.